CCUGCCAGGUGAGGGCAAGGGGUGGUUCAGUGUGAUGCAAAGCACCUGGCGGAGGAGGAUGCCGAUUGGUUUGGGGGUGGGGCGGGGCGGGGCAAGCUCUAGGUCCCCAGGGUCCCCCGGGGAAAAGGAGCAGUCGUCAAGCCCCUUUACUCCAUCCCUACUUGGCCCAAACAUCCCCAGAACCCGGCCAUGUGUCCCCUAUGGGCUGUGCUUGCUCUGGGCUGGCUGCCUCUGAGCCUGGCAGUGGACCUGGAGCCUCAGCUGGCCAGCAUCAUGUUUGCCACCAACAACCCCACCUUGACCACCAUCACCCUGGAGAAGCCCUUCUGUAUGUUCAAUGCCUCCAACCAGCACAACGUCUCCUAUGAGGUCCACCUGUACGUGAUGGUGAACUCAGGGAGCGUCUGGCGGGCCGUGGUCCAGGACAAUCGCAGCUUCCCAAUCAACAGCACCUUCCAGGAGACGGUGGGAGGGCAGAGAGCGCCAUACAAGGCCGCCUCCUUCGUCCUGCCCCAGUGUGCUGACCCGCCCGACCUGAACGAGGCCGGGGACCCGAGCAAAGCCGAUGAGAUCCUCCGUGCCUACCUGGUCAGGGUCGGAAAUGACACUUACUGCUUACUAGACCCCAACUUUAAGGGGGCCUGCAACCCCCCUCUCACGAGGGCCACGGCGUACAGGUUCAAAUAUGUCUUAGUCAAUACAUUAAGUGGUUUUGUGGAGGAUCAGACCCUGUGGUCUCAGCCAGUUCGGACCAACCAGAUCUCUCCACCCUCGGACAUUGACUUGUGGCCCGGCAGGCGAAGCGGAGCCAUGAUUGUCAUCACCUCCAUCCUGAGCACCCUGACCUUCUUCCUGCUGGUGGGCUUCGCGGCUGCCGCCGUCUUCAGCUUCGUGAGCCUGGGGAGCCCAGACUUAGAGAUGCAGCACGAGUCUCAGAUCAGCCAGGAGGCGGCUGCCAGAGCGCAGGGAACCCAAGAGCCUUCCUAUGCCUCUGGGAACCGAAGGCAGUCUGUGGACCCGGCCGAGGUUUACGCCAGCAAGCUGCAGGGCUGAGCCGCGUCAGGCAAACUCCGGGCGACGGGUGCAGACGUGGUCCUGAGCGCCGAUGCCCCGCGUGCGGGCCAGCGGGCAGGGGUGUGUCUGAAAGGACUAGCUGCCGGCAUCCGCUCCCGAGGUUUCUUCCGCUCUCGGGAGGGGAGCAAUCAAUAAAAGUGGCCCCAUUGACUCGC
Messenger RNA from Antechinus flavipes (yellow-footed antechinus), 1229 nucleotides. RefSeq names its product uroplakin 3A (gene UPK3A). Lineage: Eukaryota; Metazoa; Chordata; Mammalia; Dasyuromorphia; Dasyuridae. The transcript is spliced from 6 exons. The record is from RefSeq and is a predicted model, not a curated record. The coding region runs from base 190 to 1053 and encodes 287 amino acids.